Molecule: messenger RNA, 7155 nt
Organism: Hypoxylon fragiforme
Lineage: Eukaryota; Fungi; Ascomycota; Sordariomycetes; Xylariales; Hypoxylaceae
Product: beta subunit of fatty acid synthase
Exons: 3
Coding region: 658-6957 (2099 amino acids)
Biological process (GO): long-chain fatty acid biosynthetic process
Cellular component (GO): fatty acid synthase complex
Molecular function (GO): enoyl-[acyl-carrier-protein] reductase (NADH) activity; [acyl-carrier-protein] S-acetyltransferase activity; [acyl-carrier-protein] S-malonyltransferase activity
Source: RefSeq, a predicted model, not a curated record
GUUACUGGCUAGCCCAAAUGGAUCCCCAACAAGAACUUAAAUUUUUUUGUCGAGAGAGCUGUCCCUGCAAAAUAAAAAUUAGGCCCGUUUCGAUUAAACGUCGUUGUUAGGUAUAUGCUCGUUGAGAAGAAACACGACAGGGGCGUUGACAACUUGGAGUUACGCCAGUGCCACCAACAGUAACUUUUUUUUUUUAGAGUUCUCGAAUUUUGAUAGGAAGGUACGUUUCCCUUCAAGUCGUGAUCCAUUCAGUCAGUCAGUCAGCCAGUCCUGCCAGUCUAGUCAGUUUCCUUAUUGAGUUCUUCCAACGACACUCUUCUGCACGAUACUGGAGCUGCUGAAUUGCAACUUCUGGAUUUUAAUCCUUCCCUAAUAAAAUCGUUUAUUUUGUGGCUUCAUUCUUGCAGCUCGCAAUUGCCCUCCUUUUAAGUCAAUCUUUCGCUUGUGUUUGUGCCUGGUCACAUUCUUCAGCGCCGUUCUUCCCACCCACUUCUUCCUACCAUUUAUUUGCUGCCUGAAGCUCUUUGAAAUUUUCCCUAGCAAAUUCUCGAGUGUCACAUCUCCUGCUCUUUGCUGAGUCUACGGAGAAAAUCUUAAUCCAUUAGUUCCAGCCUCAACCUCAACUCCAAUCGCCGCCAUCCCACGAUACCAUUAAUCAUGUAUGGCACCGGCAGCGGCACCGGGCCCCAAACGGGUGUCUCGACCCCUCGAUCAUCCUCUUCUCUCCGCCCUCUAACUCUUGCGCAUGGAUCUCUGGAUGCCUCAUUCCUUGUCCCCACUAGUGCCCAUUUUCAUGCGUCACAGCUCAAAGAUAGGUUUACGGCGGGCCUUCCCGCACCGACAGAUGAAUUAGCUCUAGACGAUGAGCCCUCGUCCGUAGCCGAGCUUGUCGCCAGAUAUAUGGGAUUUGUUGCUCACGAGGUAGAAGAGGGUGAAGAUGAUGCCCAGGGCUCGUAUGAGGAAGUACUCAAAUUAGUUCUGAACGAAUUCGAGCGAAUGUUUCUUCGGGGGAAUGACGUCCACACCUUAGCAAAGAACCUCCCCGGUAUUCUUGCCAAGCAAAUUACUGUCGUGCGAUGCUACUACGCAGCCCGUUCUGUAGCAAACCGUGCCAUCAGACCCCAUGAAUCUGCACUUUUAAGAGCUGCCGACGAGGGGAAUGCCGUCAUCUACAGCAUCUUCGGCGGCCAAGGGAACAUCAUCGAAUACUUUGAUGAACUACGUGAGGUAUACGAGACGUAUCCCUCAUUCGUGGGUGAACUUGUCACAUCAUCCGCCGACCUGCUUCACAACCUCGCACUAGACCCCAGAGCAGAGAAAUUAUACGCCAAGGGACUUGAUGUGAUGGAAUGGCUUCGUUCCCCAGAUUCUACGCCCGAUCCCCAAUAUCUAAUUUCAGCUCCUGUCAGUUUGCCUUUAAUUGGAUUGGUACAAUUAUGCCAUUACCAAGUCCUCGGAAAGGGGCUAGGUGUCCAUCCUGGAAUACUACGUGACCGUAUUCGCGGAGCGACCGGCCAUUCCCAGGGUGUUAUUGUCGCAGCUGCCACGGCCGCCGCAGAUUCGUGGGAGUCAUACGAAAAGCUCGCCAAGGAUGCGCUUACAAUUCUCUUCUGGAUUGGUGCUCGUAGCCAACAAGUGUUUCCCAGAACCUCAUUGACGCCUGUUAUGUUGCACGACUCCAUUGACAAUGGCGAAGGAGACCCAACGCCUAUGUUGAGUAUUAGGGACUUAUCCCAGAGUGAGGUUCAGAAGCACAUCGACGCUACGAAUCAAUACCUUCCUGAGGAUCGGCACAUUGCUAUAUCGCUAGUUAACAGUCCCAGGAACAUGGUCGUCACAGGCCCGCCGAUUUCUCUAUAUGGUUUAAAUCUACAAUUACGAAAGGUCAAGGCGCCUACGGGCCUCGAUCAAACUCGAAUCCCUCACACAGAGCGCAAAGUUCGAUUUGUCAACCGCUUCUUGCCCAUAACAUCUCCCUUCCAUAGUGCAUACCUUUCUGAUGCGACUAAGUUGAUUGACGAAGACCUGAAAGACAUUCACAUCAAUUCCGAAUCGCUCGGAAUCGCUGUCUACAACACAUGUACCGGUGCCGAUCUGAGAGAUGAGGUCAAGGGUGAUAUUGUCCCCUCCUUAGUUCGUAUGAUUACGCGAGACCCGGUCAACUGGGAAAAGGCAACGGUCUUCCCAGAAGCAACUCACGUAUUAGACUUCGGUCCUGGAGGUAUCUCAGGUCUUGGUAUCCUCACCAGCCGUAACAAGGAGGGUACAGGUGUCCGUGUCAUCCUAGCUGGUACCAUUGAUGGUGCCGCACAAGAAGUAGGCUUCAAGUCUGAACUCUUUGAUCGAGACGAGGAACAUGCUGUAGUAUACGCCAAUGAUUGGGUCAAGGAAUACGGCCCUCGGCUAGUCAAAACGACGAGCGGUCACACUUACGUCGACACGAAGAUGAGCAGAUUAUUAGGCGUACCUCCCCUUAUGGUUGCUGGUAUGACCCCAUCUACUGUACCCUGGGACUUUAUCGCAGCAACGAUGAAUGCGGGUUAUCAUACUGAACUAGCCGGCGGAGGUUACUAUAAUGGCAAAACGAUGACAGAGGCUCUGUCUAAAAUUGAAAGGGCCAUACCGGCUGGACGAGGAAUUUCGAUUAACUUGAUCUACGUCAACCCCAGGGCUAUGGGCUGGCAGAUUCCUCUCAUCGGGCGUCUCCGUGCCGAGGGCGUCCCCAUCGAAGGAUUGACCAUUGGUGCAGGCGUUCCGUCCAUAGAGGUUGCUCAGGAAUAUAUCGAAACUCUCGGACUAAAGCAUAUUGCAUUCAAGCCAGGUUCUAUGGAGGCAAUUCAAGCUGUUAUCAACAUUGCCAGGGCAAACCCAACGUUCCCUGUUAUUCUUCAGUGGACUGGUGGCCGGGGAGGUGGUCAUCACUCAUUUGAAGAUUUCCAUGCGCCUAUCCUACAAAUGUAUGGCCGUAUUCGAAGAUCAGACAACAUUAUACUCGUCGCCGGAAGUGGGUUUGGUGGCGCUGAAGACACAUAUCCGUACCUCACGGGUGAAUGGUCUAAGAAAUAUGGCUACCCACCCAUGCCUUUUGACGGCUGCCUCUACGGCAGUCGCAUGAUGGUCGCGAAGGAAGCACACACAAGUAAGGCCGCCAAACAAGCCAUCAUCGAUGCCCCAGGACUUGACGAUAGUGAAUGGGAGAAGACGUACAAAGGUGCGGCAGGUGGCGUCAUCACUGUUAGAUCAGAAAUGGGUGAGCCAAUUCACAAGCUUGCCACCCGAGGUGUACGUUUCUGGGCUGAAAUGGACAACAAAAUAUUUGGCCUGCCAAAGGAAAAGCGUGUGGCCGAGUUGAAAAAGAACCGAGAGUACAUUAUCAAGAAACUGAACGAUGAUUUCCAGAAGGUAUGGUUUGGUCGAAACAAGGCUGGCCAGACAGUUGAUCUUGAAGAUAUGACAUAUGGCGAAGUUGUGCGAAGAAUGGUCGACCUUCUCUACGUCAAACACGAGUCACGAUGGAUCGACCCGUCCUUCAUCAAGCUCACUGGUGACUUCAUUCAUCGUGUUGAGGAACGAUUCACUACAAAUCCUGGCCAACCCUCCUACUUACAGAAUUAUUCUGAUCUUAAUGAGCCGUUUUCUGCCGUUGAGAGGAUUCUCUCAUAUUAUCCCGAUGCUGAAACCCAGAUCAUCAAUGCCCAGGAUGUCCAGCACUUUUUACUUCUAUGCCAACGCCGUGGCCAGAAGCCCGUUACAUUUGUACCUUCUUUGGACGAAAGUUUCGAGUUCUACUUCAAGAAGGACUCUCUGUGGCAGUCCGAAGAUCUUGCAGCGGUCAUAGACCAAGAUGUUGGCCGAACUUGUAUUCUGCAGGGUCCCACCGCAGUCAAAUACUCGACCGUCAUAGACGAACCCAUCAAAGACAUUCUAGACGGCAUCCACAAUGCUCAUAUUGCCAGCCUAACGAGAGAUGUAUAUGCCAACAAGCCGGAAGCUAUUCCUACCAUUGAGUAUUUCGGCGGUAAGCUCAUUGACACUGAAAUGCCAUUGGACAUUGAAGGCCUCACUGUAUCAUAUGAUCAACACAAAAACACGUAUCGUCUAUCGUCAUCUCCUGCUGUCACUCUGCCACCCGUUGAUAGUUGGCUUGCGCUACUAGCAGGACCAAAUCGCAACUGGCGGCAUGCAUUGUUCACUUCGGAAGUUUUGGUUCAAGGUCAUAAAUAUCAGACAAACCCAAUGAAGAGGAUAUUUGCUCCCGUUCGUGGGCUUUUUGUUGAGAUCCUCUACCCGAAUGAUCCUACGAAGACGUCGAUCAUCGUCCGCGAACAGCCUCGCCACAAUCAUUACGUCGACGUCAUUGAAGUUAAGUUAGAUGGACAGAGCGAGAUUGUCGUGAGCAUGAUCAAGGAGAGCACUGCUCUCGGUCAGCCCGUAUCACUGCCUCUCCGGUUUAAAUACCGCCCCGAAGCUGGGUAUGCACCAAUUCACGAGGUCAUGGAAGGACGAAAUGACCGCAUUAAGGAAUUCUACUGGCGUGCAUGGUUUGGGGAUGAGUCGUUCGACCUCGACACUCCUGUUACUAGCAAGUUCGAUGGCGGACGGACUACGAUCACCAAGAAAGACAUCAACGAUUUUGUGCAUGCCGUUAGUAACACUGGUGAAGCAUUUGUUGACCGCCCUGGCAAAGUGAUGUUCGCGCCCAUGGAUUUCGCCAUUGUUGUUGGAUGGAAGGCAAUCACGAAGCCUAUCUUCCCCAGAAAGAUUGACGGCGACCUUCUUAAGCUCGUGCAUCUUUCCAAUGGCUUCCGCAUGAUGCCAGGCGCUGACCCUCUUCAGAAGGGCGACGAAGUCAAGACUACGGCGCAAAUCAAUGCUGUGAUCAAUCAAGAAUCUGGCAAGAUGGUCGAAGUCUGCGGUACUAUUUACAGAGAUGGCCAAGCUGUCAUGGAGGUUACAUCGCAAUUUCUGUAUCGUGGUGUUUACACCGACUUUGAGAAUACCUUCCAACGCAAAAUGGAGACGCCGAUGCAAGUCCAUUUGGAUACCUCGAAGGACGUAGCUGUGCUUAAGUCUAAGGAUUGGAUUCAAUUCGAUAAUAAUGAUAUCGAACUCCUAGGCCAGACAUUGACAUUCCGCCUUCAAAGCUUCUAUAAGUUUAAGAACCGGACUGUUUUUAGCAGUGUUGAGACCCGUGGCCAGGUGCUUCUAGAGCUUCCCACCAAAGAGGUUAUUCAAGUCGCGAGUGUCGACUACGAGGCUGGAGUGUCCCAUGGUAACCCAGUUGUAGACUACCUCGAACGUCAUGGUUCUUCUAUCGAGCAGCCGAUCAACUUUGAAAACCCCAUCCCUCUUAGCGGCAAGAAGCCCUUACAGCUUAAGGCUCCGGCUUCCAACGAAACUUAUGCCAAGGUCUCGGGCGAUUACAAUCCUAUACACGUUUCUCGUGUUUUCUCUAGCUACGCCAAUCUUCCUGGGACCAUCACUCACGGCAUGUACUCCAGUGCUGCCGUACGUGGUUUGGUGGAAACCUGGGCGGCUGAGAACAAUAUUGGACGCGUCCGUAGUUUCCAUGCUUCUCUUGUCGGCAUGGUGUUGCCAAACGACGAUAUUCAAGUUAAACUUCAGCAUGUUGGAAUGAUCGGUGGUCGCAAGAUCAUCAAGGUUGAAGCAAGCAACGAGGAUACCGAAGAGAAAGUUAUCCUUGGCGAAGCUGAGAUCGAGCAGCCCGUUACGGCAUACGUCUUUACGGGCCAGGGAUCCCAAGAACAGGGCAUGGGUAUGGAUUUGUACAAUACAAGCUCGGUUGCCAAAGAGGUGUGGGAUAGGGCCGACAAUUACCUCUUGGACACAUAUGGGUUCUCUAUCCUAAACAUCGUGAAGAAUAACCCGAAGGAAUUGACCAUUCACUUUGGGGGUCCUCGCGGAAAGGCUAUUCGGGAAAACUACAUGCAGAUGAACUUUGAGACCAUUGCCGCGGACGGCUCCGUCAAAUCUGAGCGCAUCUUCAAAGACAUCAACGACAAAACGACGUCUUACACGUAUAGAUCACCCACCGGUCUUUUAUCAGCAACUCAGUUUACCCAACCUGCUCUCACCCUGAUGGAAAAGGCCAGUUUCGAAGAUAUGAAUGCCAAGGGACUUGUGCCGCGAGACAGCACCUUCGCAGGUCACUCCUUGGGAGAGUACUCUGCCCUUGCUGCCUUGGCAGAUGUCCUCCCUAUCGAAUCGCUAGUCUCGGUUGUUUUCUACCGUGGGCUUACCAUGCAAGUUGCCGUCGAGCGAGAUGCCCAGGGCCGGUCUAACUACUCCAUGUGUGCUGUAAACCCUAGCCGAAUCUCGAAGACUUUCAGUGAGGGUGCUCUCCGAUAUGUAGUUGGCAAUAUCGCCGAGGAGACCGGCUGGCUCCUCGAGAUUGUGAACUACAAUAUUGCAAACAUGCAGUAUGUCUGCGCUGGCGAUCUACGUGCGUUGGACACUCUUACCGGAGUUUUGAACUUUCUGAAAUCGCAGAAGGUCGAUAUCAACCAGCUUCGCCAGGAUCUGAGCAUCGAAGAGGUCAAGGGGCACCUCGUUGACAUCAUCAAGGCUGCCUCCCAGAAGACGUUGGCCAAACCCCAGCCUCUGGAAUUAGAAAGAGGAUUUGCCACCAUUCCCCUGAAAGGCAUAGAUGUGCCAUUCCACUCGACAUUCUUGCGGUCAGGUGUUAAGCCUUUCAGGAAUAUUCUCCUGAAGAAGAUUCACAAGACUUCUAUCGAUCCCGCCAAACUGAUUGGAAAGUACAUUCCUAACGUGACGGCGCGGCCUUUCGAGCUCACAAAGGAGUACUUCCAAAAUGUGUAUGAUCUCACAGGGUCCCCCAAGAUUGCGCAGAUCUUACAGGAUUGGGAAAGCUACCAGGAUGAUGUUAACGGCGUCAAUGGCGUGAACUCGCCGCCUAUUCAAACUAAUGGUCACUAAAAGGACGGUGUGCGGCUUGGGAUGUCCUGGAUGAUGGAACGCAUGAUAUCAAUGGUGUUAUAGAUUCGUUGCAUUUGCUAGUUUUCUGCUACUGUGUUGACGAGGUUUGGGAUAGGGACGUUGUUUUCGGGUACCCUAUCUUCCUAUAGAUAGAUACACUCGGAGUUGAGCCAUUUUCAAUUGAUGAAUAUUCAGUUA